GGAGUAGAAGCAAAGUUGGAGGGGGAGGGGUCUCCAUGCACAUCCCCUGAAGAGAAAGAGGCCCGCAGAGGAGGAUGAAGAGUGCAUCGUGGGAACAGCUGAGAGAGUCCCAGAAGUGGCCCGGUUUAUGAUUCCUCCUCCUCCUCCGUCUUUUCCACUGGCAACGCAAUGAUCUCCGAUACACCCUCUGAACGGUCUCUUAAAGAUGGAGUGGAAAGAGGAGCCAGGCACCUUCCUCAGGCCCUCUUGACCUUUGAGGAGGUGGCUGUGUUUUUCACGGAGGAGGAGUGGGCUCUGCUGGAUCCUGGCCAAAGAGCUCUGCACAAGGAAGUCAUGGAGGAGAAUUAUGAGAUGGUGGCCUCUUUAGGUAAGGGCAGAUUUUUAUCUCUCUUGGCUGUUAGACGUUGGAUACUUAACAGUAUCUCUCCCCCCCCCUUUAAACCAGGUGAUGGAGAAGGCAAUCAGAAUUUUGAGGGGCCAUCUGGAAAGUACUUCACCGUGAGUGAACACCUUAGCACACAACUACAAACGAACGCAGGGGAGAAACCAUUUCAAUGUAUGGACUGUAGGAAGAGCUUCAGGGAUAUGGGAAAUCUUACAAGACAUCAACGAAUUCACACCGGGGAGAAACCAUAUAAAUGUGUGGAGUGUGGAAUGAGCUUCUAUCAUAGGGAAUCCUUUAAUAUGCAUCAGAUAAAUCACACAGGGGAGAAACCAUUUAAAUGUAUGGAGUGUGGGAAGGUUUUCAGUCAAAGGGGAAAACUUACUGUUCAUCAACGGACUCACACAGGGGAGAGACCAUUUCAAUGUAUGGAGUGUGGGAAGGGUUUCAUUGACAGUGGAACUCUUACAAGACAUCAACGAAUUCAUACUGGCGAGAAACUGUUUAAAUGUUUGGAGUGUGGAAUGAGCUUCCGUCAUAGGGAAACGCUUAAUGGGCAUCAACGGAAUCACACAGGGGAGAAACCAUUUUAUUGUGUGGAGUGCGGAAUGAGCUUCAGUGAAAAUGGAAGCCUUACCCAACAUCAACGAACUCACACAGGCGAGAAACCAUUUAAAUGUAUGGAGUGUGGGAAGGGUUUCAGUUGGUGUUCACACCUUACUAUACAUCAACGAACUCACACAGGUGAGAAACCAUUUAAAUGUUUCGAGUGCGGAAGGAGUUUCAGUCAGAAUGGAAAACUUACUAUACAUCAACGAACUCACACAGGUGAGAAACCAUUUAAAUGCUUGGAAUGUGGGAAGAGCUUCAGUCAGAAUGGAGCUCUUGCAACACAUCUACAAACUCACAAAGGCGAAAAACCAUUUAAAUGUAUGGAGUGCGGAAGGAGUUUUGGUCAGAAUGGAAACCUUACUAUACAUCAACGAACUCACACAGGCGAGAAACCAUUUAAAUGCUUGGAAUGUGGGAAGAGCUUCAGUCAGAAUGGAGCUCUUACAACACAUCUACGAACUCACACAGGUGAGAAACCAUUUAAAUGUUUGGAAUGUGGGAAGAGCUUCUGUCAGAAUGGAGCUCUUGCAACACAUCUACGAACUCACAAAGGCGAGAAACCAUUUGAAUGUAUGGAGUGUGGGAAGGGUUUCAUUGAGAGAGGAGCUCUUACAAAACAUCAACGAACUCACACAGGCGAGAAACCAUUUAAAUGUUUGGAAUGUGGGAAGAGCUUCUGUCGGACUGGAGCUCUUGCAACACAUCUACAAACUCACAAAGGCGAAAAACCAUUUAAAUGUAUGGAGUGCGGAAGGAGUUUUGGUCAGAAUGGAAACCUUACUAUACAUCAACGAACUCACACAGGCGAGAAACCAUUUAAAUGCUUGGAAUGUGGGAAGAGCUUCAGUCAGAAUGGAGCUCUUACAAGACAUCUACGAACUCACACAGGUGAGAAACCAUUUAAAUGUUUGGUAUGUGGGAAGAGCUUCUGUCAGAAUGGAGCUCUUGCAACACAUCUACGAACUCACAAAGGCGAGAAACCAUUUAAAUGUAUAGAGUGUGGGAAGGGUUUCAGUGAUAGAGGAGCUCUUACAAAACAUCUAAUAAGUCACACAGGUAAGAAACCAUUUAAAUGUAUGGAAUGUGGGAAAGGUUUCAGUUGGUGUUCACAGCUUACUAUACAUCGAAGAACUCACACCGGGGAGAAACCAUUUGAAUGUAUGGAGUGUGGGAAGGGUUUCAUUGAGAGAGGAGCUCUUACUAUACAUCAACGAACUCACACAGGCGAGAAACCAUUUAAAUGUUUGGAAUGUGGGAAGAGCUUCAAUCAGAAUGGAGCUCUUACAGCACAUCUACGAACUCACACAGGUGAGACACCAUUUAAAUGUUUGGAAUGUGGGAAGAGCUUCAGUCAGAAUGGAGCUCUUACAGCACAUCUACGAACUCACACAGGUGAGAAACCAUUUAAAUGCUUGGAAUGUGGGAAGAGCUUCAGUCAGAAUGGAGCUCUUACAACACAUCUACGAACUCACACGGGAGAAGCCAUUUAAAUCUUUGGAGUGUGGGGAGGGUUUCAGUCAAGGGCAAAACUUACUGUUUGAGGCUGAAAAGGCGUUUCCCAUAAGCUCUGUAUGAAUAAAGUUUCUAUGUUAGUAUUAAGGGUGUUCUUUCAAAAUAGUUGGUUUUGAGUUUCCCAGGGUAUCAAACAACAGCAUUGAUGUAACGUUUAUAUGUAACUAAUGUAACAUUUAUAUGUAAUGAAUGACACAAUAUUAAUACUAAUGUUCAGAUAUAUAGUUAAUUUCUUAAAGAAUAUAUGUGGUUUAGUGAAAUGUCUUUAUUAAAUCAUAGGAAUAGUCAAUCAGGGAUUGUCUGUGAGGACCACAAGUGAUCUCAUGGUAUAAUUGAUGAUAUAUUUAGUAUGCUUAAUGGUAUGAAUGGAGAAGUGUCUGAAGUGAGUGGGAUCAGAUGGCAGUAUGACUCUGAAGACAAGAUAAAGAAAUGAUUAAAUGGAAGAUGAAGAAUUAUUGAGUUAGCCAGUGGACCUGGCGAAAUCAGGAUGGACAAAAAUAAUUGGGCGAAAAUAUGACAUAAGCAGGAUGACAGCAUGUCUGGAUGAAGUAGGACAAUCUGAAAACUAAAAAUAUGAUUGAUGAAUGAGUGAUGAAUGAAUGAGUCCUUAUUGCUUAUUACUUGUUAAUCAAUAAAGAUUGGUAAUCUGAAGA
This is a messenger RNA of Podarcis muralis (Common wall lizard), 3159 nucleotides long. The record is from RefSeq and is a predicted model, not a curated record. NCBI's taxonomy places the organism in Eukaryota, Metazoa, Chordata, Lepidosauria, Squamata, Lacertidae.